Patiria miniata (bat star) is the source of this 1413-nucleotide messenger RNA. RefSeq lists its product as uncharacterized. The coding region runs from base 1 to 1413 and encodes 470 amino acids. Gene Ontology annotation, molecular function: protein binding. The record is from RefSeq and is a predicted model, not a curated record. NCBI's taxonomy places the organism in Eukaryota, Metazoa, Echinodermata, Asteroidea, Valvatida, Asterinidae. The transcript has 2 exons.
AUGACCACAGACCAGUGGCUUAUCCAGGAACUGGCAUCGCGGCGCACUUUAUCUACGCCUGCUGGACAUUUCCAACCGUCUUUGCUUUGUAACCGAAGUCGACUCACUGAUAUUACCGCCGACUUCAAACGUGGUCAUCUCUUGGCCUACUUGGAGGAGAAGAGGAUCAAAGUGGAACGUCACGCCAUUCGUAACCUUCUAGGUGUGCUCGCUUACAGGCAAGAAAACGACCGUCAGGGCGCCUUGGAUUACUUCAAUCACAUCCUCUCUCCGGGAGAAGACCCAGACAACCUGAACGCCAUGGCCAACCGUCAUUUUGUGAUGUCUGCGUCCACAGGUGGAAUUCCCGCGGCUGCUUCUGAGCCUGAUUUAUCUACAGAAGAAGGGAAGUGUGCACAAGCCAGGAGAUACGCCGAACAAGCCUUUGCCCUCAUUGACGAAAAGAACAACGAUGCUAUCGAUUACGAGUUAUCCAGCAAAGCGCUCGAGCUUUGCAAUCAGGCAAUGGAGCUGGCGGGUCACCUCGUCGAUCUAGACGAGAGCAAUGAUUGGAAGUACCUGGCUGGAGAAGCCAGCUACGAGAUGUUACAGAAAACAAUGAGAAAAAUAGAGACACACGACGAGGCUUUUCAAGCUUUGGAGGAUGCUGUCUGGAGCUUUUGGACCAUAGCCGAAAAUCCAUCUGCGGAUGUCAACAUGAAAGGCUCUGCCUGGGUUCGGAUUGGUUUCAUUUUCCGCAGGGCAUCGGAAUGGGAUGUGCAGAUAGGAGACGUACCAGAAUCUUUAGCGGAAUUUAUCGAUGACCCGGAAAGAUGCGUGCGCAAGGCGAGGGAAAUAGCACCAGGUUCCCCUCAUGUUCUCAAUUAUCUUGCCUUUUUUCGUGGCAAAGCUGGUGAUGUGGAAGAAGCUCUGAGGCUUUACGAGGAGUCCAUCCGUCUGCCAAGCACCAACGAGAAUUUCUUCGCGUACUCAAGCAGGGCCGAACUCUGCCUCGAGGAACACAAACGUGCCGUCAGCGCAAAUGCUCCCGAUCGGAAAUACCUUGAUCAAGCCAAAGACGACUUGGAGUACAUCCUUACGAAGCACGAAACGCCAUGGGAUUAUGCGAUGCUGGCUGAUGUGUACCUACACAUGGCUAAGAUCACCAUCGACUCAGUAACAAGACAAGAGUACCUCACAAAGGCUCUGCACAAUUGUUUCAAGUCAGAGAACUGCCAGAGAGGCAACGAACGGCAGUUCCAACUUUACAAAAUCCGCGGACGAUGCCAGUGCUUACUCGGCCAGCAUAGAAGAGCAAGGGAGUCGUUCAGACUGGGAAUGAGAUGCGAAAAGAAAUUGGGCUACAAGUGGGGAGAAUGCGGAAGCCUUCUAACCGGUUGCAAAUAUCGCCAUCGUCUGGGAGACAAUUGCUAG